Molecule: messenger RNA, 1122 nt
Organism: Kockovaella imperatae
Lineage: Eukaryota; Fungi; Basidiomycota; Tremellomycetes; Tremellales; Cuniculitremaceae
Exons: 1
Coding region: 1-1122 (373 amino acids)
Source: RefSeq, a predicted model, not a curated record
AUGUCUUCCACCUCCAAAUCAAGGUGGACGUCUGUAUGGACGGCUUAUUUACCUUCGGUGUCUUUCGACGAGCUCGUGGAGCACGCCACCGAGGGAAGCAAAACUCUUGUCAAGACGUCUCUCUACUUUGCAGGUGAGGGCACCAAAGCCGCAUUUACAAGUCUCAAUGAGGCCAAACGGAGAGCGGAAAUCGUGGCGACAAACACAGUUCGUGAUCCGUCAAGCCUAACAGCAAGAUCAUUCAGAGAACUCAGCAAGCAAGACUCGGUGAUCGGAAAUCUGGCAGGCAGAGUCGUGCAAGAAUGCGACUGGGAAGAGCGGCAAACCGAGUGUCAGAACAUGGUGCCAGAUACAGAAGAGUGGGAGCGGCGGAAAAGGCUUUGUAGCGCCAUGAGUGAUGGAACAGUCAGUCCCGAGCAGCGCGUUGAAAUGGAGACGCUCCUCAGCGCAGAAGGCUCGCAAGUCUUGAAAGAUCUAGAGAACGGUCCUAGAACGAUGACGAAAUGUCGUACUAGACUUGAAGCGAAUGGUGUCCCCGUCGGCUCAUCGGCCUCGCGCAAUGCGUGCGGCGCUUGUCAACAAUUCUUUUCGAACAUGGAUCGCAUAAUUAGGGAUGAAUCCGACGUUUGGGAAGGACUCGAGGGUGAUCAUGGGACGGAGGAGAAGGGCCCUCAUUCGAGGAAUUUCAACGUGACCCAAGCAACAUUCGAGGAAGAUAUCCUGAUGCCUGGUCAGGAAUCAAGUCACGGAGACAGUUGUCAAAGAAGAGACAAGACAGAGGGGACACCGGCCCAGAUCGUUUCCUUCAUUGGUCAAACAGAAGUAAGACAAAAGUCAGCGACUGAUCGGUCUUGCUACGACUUUAGCUUAACCUUGAAGCCUUUGACAAAAAUGCAUGACGCAGACGCAGAUUCUCUCCGACAGUUUUACCAAAUGCUAAACUCCGCCCAAGGCAUCAGCUCGAGAUGGCGUCCGAAAAGUGGCGGUGGUCGUUCGAAUGUUUUGGUAUUGCCCAAGAAGAUCGGGUCAGGAGAUGAUGGCAACGGAAAAUGGAUGGAUGAUCUGAGGUGUUAUGCUGAGGGAAGGUCAGCAGUACCUGACAGCCGAGAAGGCUCUAUGUAG